Geodia barretti is the source of this 306-nucleotide messenger RNA. The record is from the annotation of a GenBank genome assembly. NCBI's taxonomy places the organism in Eukaryota, Metazoa, Porifera, Demospongiae, Tetractinellida, Geodiidae.
AUGCGCAGCUACAAUGCUGACUUCGAGGAGAAGAAUGCCCAGGUUCUGGGCAUCAGCUGCGACGCCCGUCCGUCCCAAACCGCGUAUUCGACAUCGCUAGGCAACUUGCCGUACCCGCUGCUGUCGGACUUCCAUCCCAAGGGAGCGAUGACGCAGGUUUAUGGCAUUUUCAACGAAGAGCGAGGCGCACCAAACCGCGCCAUCUUCAUCAUAGACAAGGAAGGCGUCAUUCGCUUUAAGCGCCUCUAUGACAGCGCCAGGGCUCUCGAUCCCAAGGACAUCCUCUCAGAAAUCGACAAGCUCUAG